This is a messenger RNA of Indicator indicator, 870 nucleotides long. It is a transcript of the gene MAFA, whose product is annotated as MAF bZIP transcription factor A. The record is from RefSeq and is a predicted model, not a curated record. Gene Ontology annotation, cellular component: nucleus. NCBI's taxonomy places the organism in Eukaryota, Metazoa, Chordata, Aves, Piciformes, Indicatoridae. Gene Ontology annotation, biological process: retinal rod cell development; regulation of transcription by RNA polymerase II. Bases 1 to 870 code for a protein of 289 amino acids. The transcript has a single exon. Gene Ontology annotation, molecular function: DNA-binding transcription factor activity, RNA polymerase II-specific; RNA polymerase II cis-regulatory region sequence-specific DNA binding.
AUGGCCUCGGAGCUGGCAAUGAGCGCGGAGCUGCCCACCAGCCCCCUCGCCAUCGAGUACGUGAACGAUUUCGACUUGAUGAAGUUCGAAGUGAAGAAGGAACCGGCGGAGGCGGAGAGGCUGUGCCACCGUCUGCCUGCCGGGUCCCUGUCCUCCACCCCGCUCAGCACGCCCUGCUCCUCCGUGCCUUCCUCGCCCAGUUUCUGCGCUCCAAGUCCUGGUGGACAACCAGCACCAGGUCCCCCAACUACUACAGCUGCUUCCCUGGGCUCCAAACCUCAGCUAGAGGAGCUAUAUUGGAUGUCGGGUUACCAGCAUCACCUGAAUCCUGAAGCUCUCAACCUGACACCGGAGGAUGCGGUGGAAGCGUUGAUCGGAGCUCCACACCAUCAUCAUCAUCACCAUCAAGGUUACGAGCCUUUCCGACCUCAACCUUUUGGAGGUGAGGAGCUUCCUCCGGCAGCUCAUCAUCAUCCUGGUCACCACCAUCACCACCAUCACCACCUGCGUUUGGAGGACCGCUUCUCCGACGACCAGUUGGUGAGUAUGUCGGUACGAGAGCUCAACCGGCAGCUGCGGGGCUUCAGCAAGGAGGAGGUCAUCCGCCUCAAGCAGAAGAGGAGGACCUUGAAGAACCGAGGCUACGCUCAAUCCUGCCGUUACAAGCGGGUCCAGCAGCGGCACAUCCUGGAGAACGAGAAAUGUCAACUCCAAAGUCAAGUGGAACAACUCAAGCAAGAGGUGACCCGCUUGGCCAAGGAAAGGGAUCUGUACAAAGAAAAAUACGAGAAGUUAGCCGGCCGGGGGGGCUUCCCAAGGGAACCCUCCCCAUCCACAGCCCCCAAACCCACUGCCGACUUCUUUAUGUGA